Molecule: messenger RNA, 1050 nt
Organism: Rubroshorea leprosula
Lineage: Eukaryota; Viridiplantae; Streptophyta; Magnoliopsida; Malvales; Dipterocarpaceae
Source: the annotation of a GenBank genome assembly
AGGUAAUUGAAACCGACCAUAAGCUCCUUUUAUCUCCACUCUAGAAGUAGCCCCGAUUAUUGCUGACUUAAGCAUCGGAGUGUCUACUCUGAGUUCAACCUCGGGACUUUGCAGAUCAAUCCGGAGUGUGGACGCGGACUGAAGAAGGACUUCUGGUUUGAUGCAAUUACAUUUAGCGUCGUCUGUGAGAAUCCGAACUGAAAGCUCUCUUGUUGCUCUCAUCAUGGUUAAUACUCGACCAGUCCGAGCUGGAAACUCAUCUCAACCUCUUGGACGAGGUCAGGUCCUCAGCAAUCUUCCACCUCACCUCCCACCUUCGAUCCUAAAUAUAUUCCCUCCUAUUGAUCAUGCAAAAGGAGGAGAUGAAAACCAACCUCAUAACUCAGCUCACAACUCACUAGUAUUGGCUCAGCUCUUAGCUCGAAACAACCCUGGUGAUUCCCUCAUCAAUUUACUUAACCCUGCUCCACAACCCCCAGCUUCACAGCAAAACCCUGAACCAGCUCAACAUGCUCCUACUCUUAGUGAAUCUCAAAGCCAAUCUCACAUAACACCAACUCAACAACCCCUUCUUGACGAUCCAGAAACAUCUAUGGGCCUAGUGCAGCAUGAGGGUGGCCCCUGUGGCGUAUUAGCAACCAUACAAGCAUUUGUUCUCAAAUAUCCUCUUUUCUUUCCGGAUGAAUUAGGUAAAACUGCACCAGAAAUGCUUCAGAAUUUGGGUGUUGGGAGAUUUUCUCAAAAUCAAUAUGUUGCGUCAGAAAAUUUUGGUGCUCUUACUGAAGAUGUAAAAGCAAGAGCUUUAGUUAAAAGUGUGAGCGAGAUGUUAUUUUUAUGUGGAAGUAAUAAAAGAGCUGUGCUUGCUACUUUGAAUGCUAUUGGCCACAACAUUGAGGGAUCUGAAGGCACUCCCAAGGAUGUGGUUGGUUGAAAGUUGAAUUGAGUUGAAGUACAUAAACAUCCAUGGUAUGUUCUUGUUUAGUGAUUAGAGGUUGUUCAAUCUGACAGGUUAUUGCACAAGCUCUUGAAGGUCUUCCAAUUGAAUCAGCU